AUGACAUGUUGCAGUACGGGCAAUACAUGGCUGUUCCGAAAGCUACCGAAGAAAAUUUAUCUCCAGUUAUCCUCUUCUGUGGACAUAUCGUACUCCGAAGCCAAUCACCUAUUCAACAGGUUCAAGACUCUUUCAAGCCGUGGCUAUAUGUGCCUCAAGCAGUUUAGGGAUUCAUUGGGGCUCAUAGGAUCGAUUGAACUAUUUCUCCCAGAAAGGAUGUUUUAUGCAUUCGACAUCGAUUGUGAUGGGAAACUAUCAUUUUUAGACUAUGCCACUAGUCUGUUUACAAUGCUUAGGGGUAGUGAAUCAGCCAAGCUAGAGCUUUCGUACAAGAUUAUAAACACCAAAUGCAAAUUACAUGGAAUAACAUUGGACGAAUUUGUUGAAUUGGUACGAUCAAUAUUUGAGGCAAAAGCAUCACUAUUGCGUGAAACUCCUCAGACACCUUCAUAUGAGCAAAUAUAUGAAAUAUUCUAUCAGGUAUCUUCGGUGAAUUCGUAUGGAGAUAGAGAGAUUUCUAAAAAGGAUUACAUAGUGGCAAUUAGGACAAAUUACAAAUUUGCAGCUUUGCUAGGCGUAUCAAACCAGCAUCCUUUGCAAAGUUAUUGUAGCGUAUGCGCUAGAACUAUUACGGAUAACUCACAAACUCCAUUUUAUUCGACACAAAAUAGACACUACUACAAUCACGUAAAUGUUGGACACUCUGAAUUUCGUCGUACAUACUAUGGAAAGAGAAUUAUUAAGCAAAUUCGCAGUAAGCCCAUAAGGGAUUUUGCCUCUGAGGUUUCAUUACCAAUUCAGAAACCGGGCAAUUCAAACGAAGUUGUAAAUCCAAAAUGCCUUGCGGUGUACUUUGGUCAUAAGAGGUGGAAUCAUGUCAUUAACACGAUGAUCGGUCUUAGAUUAACUGCCAAGCAAGUGUAUAAACAUGAAAGGAGACAAAUAUUUCCCGCAGAUUUUAACGAAUACUAUACAUUCAUAAUAAAUCCAAAUGAUUGGCUACAGAAAGGUCCAGUGGAAGAAAUGACUGAGCAUUCUGUUAGAUUUACUGAAUAUGCCCCGCGAGUUUUCAGGGAAGUUAGGGAAAUGGCAGGUUUGACACAACAAGAAUAUUGUGAGAGUGUGGGUCCAGAGCAAUUAAUAGGCAAUAUGGCCAUGGGUAAUUUAUCAACAAUGUCAGAAUUGGUUUCUGAAGGCAAAAGUGGUGCACUUUUCUACUAUAGUCCAAAUGGACGAUUGAUAAUUAAGACAAUUAACAAGCGCUGUGCCCAAUACUUCCGAAAAUGGCUGGUAUUCUAUUAUUCACAUUAUGCAAAAAAUCCUAACAUGUUAAUAACAAAGUUUUACGGGGUAUUUUCACUCCUAUCGCCUACAACUCGCGGCAAACGUGAAAAGCUUUACUUUAUCGUAAUGAACAAUGUAUUUCAUUCAAAUGUCACCAUACAUAGGAGAUAUGAUUUGAAGGGUUCCAUUGUAGGCAGGAGCUUACCAGAAGAUGAAAGAGAGGAUCAUACUAUUGCAUUGAAGGAUUUAGAUAUAUUGUACUAUAACGACAAGAUCAGGAUAGGCGUAGAUAGGAAGAAGAAGUUGCUAGCAGCGCUGCGUAUUGACGUUAACUUUCUGCGUGAAUCCAAAUUUUUGGAUUAUUCAUUGCUGGUGGGAUUCCACUAUCGCAAUAAAAGCAAAGAUCACGUACAUUGGGAGAUCGACCAAAUGAGUUUAGAAACUUGGAAUUCCAUAAAGUCUGAGGAUAGGAGUGAAAUGUACUAUUUGGGCAUCAUUGACAUUUUUACCAAGUGGGGAUUUAGGAAGAGUAUGGAACACUUGAUGCGUUCAAUUCAGACAUUUAAACCUGGAAAGAUUAGCUGUAUACAUCCGCGGAAGUAUGCUGACAGAUUUCAGCAAUUUGUAUCUUCGAUAGUCAUUUAA
This is a messenger RNA of Babesia microti strain RI, 1929 nucleotides long. Its product is annotated as 1-phosphatidylinositol-4-phosphate 5-kinase. The record is from RefSeq and is a predicted model, not a curated record. NCBI's taxonomy places the organism in Eukaryota, Apicomplexa, Aconoidasida, Piroplasmida, Babesiidae. Gene Ontology annotation, molecular function: calcium ion binding; phosphatidylinositol kinase activity. The transcript has a single exon. Bases 1 to 1929 code for a protein of 642 amino acids. Gene Ontology annotation, biological process: phosphatidylinositol metabolic process.